Molecule: messenger RNA, 3381 nt
Organism: Chlamydomonas reinhardtii
Lineage: Eukaryota; Viridiplantae; Chlorophyta; Chlorophyceae; Chlamydomonadales; Chlamydomonadaceae
Exons: 8
Coding region: 767-2647 (626 amino acids)
Source: RefSeq, a predicted model, not a curated record
AACACACCCGGGCCCACCAGUACAAUGUCAAAUUGAAAAUGCACUCAUAGCCGGCGAUGCACUGGGCAGCGGCUUGCAUAGGGGCGUCAACAGCUGUCUGCGGCGUAGCGAACGUCCUCGGCUGCUAUGCGCUGCUUGCGUGCCAGACAGCCUCAACUCCUCCUGCUAUUUUGUUUUAUCUUUCUGUGUUUCAAUGUAUCCAAAGCAACGAUCGAGGAGACGUAUGCUGGUAAGGCCUGCGCGCGCGACAGUUGCGGCGUUCCACCCCUGCUCUCCAGGAUGGCCCCAUUAUAGAUGAAUCUGCUCUCGAGCUUGUAUCCAAUAUGAAUACGUUACUCGCAGGCCGGCUCGAUGUGCUAGCCCGACCGACCAAUGAGGACCCGCUCUACCUGCUCCGGCUUCCUAUAAAGUCUAACUCGGGGACUGUGGGCAAUCAGUCAGUUGUGGCUCUGGAGCUGCUUCCUGGCCUCGCAGACGUUGGCGAGCUCGUUCGCACAGGAGCUCUCCGGGCCGGCGAUACUAUUACGCUGCGUGGGCAACUGCACAUUGUGGGAGAAACGGAGCAGCAGCUACCAGCACUGCGGGUGAACUUCUUGGCGAGCGGGGACUGGGAGGCAGACGGCCGACGCGCCAUUAGCGCCAAUGUCCAAGCUGCGGCGCGCACACGGUCUGCGGCGACCACCUCGCCUGAGGAGGAAUUCGUCAUACUGUUCAUACCCGUCGCAUUUUGUGACGCCGCACCUGCCAUAUCUUCAGAGGUAAGGACAUGGACACGGACACGGACUGUUCACACCUUGGCCCAGAGCUCCAAGGCAUCCUGUUUGGUGCAGCUGACGGCGGCGGUCUGCUGGAGGGCACGAGUGGGUCCGUGGCGGGCUAUCUGGGCUUCUGUUCAAACGGGCGGCGCACCCUAUCUCCCGGAAACGCGAUUAUUGCGGAGGGCGUUGCCAUCCCCUGCAACGGCACCAACAGCUACGGCGCGCGAUGGAGCACCUCGAGAUGUACGACAAUGGAUCUGUACGGCUGGGCUGAGUCCGCGCUGGACAUGGCUGUUGGGCAGCUGGAUCCCCAGGUGCUCGACAGAAUCCAGCAUGUGGUGGUGAUCACGCCCGACGGCAGUUGGUGGAAGCCGCGCUACGACCCGACCAACUGCGCCGCCUACCUCGCCAGUGGGGAGGUGGGCCGCGGGCGGCAGCUGCCGGGCACGGCUGGCGGCUCCUUCGGGUUCGUGUGGGUCACUGGCGAGCGCCGAUCGGUUCUGAACACCUACCUGCACGAGCUGUCCCACAACCUGGGGCUCUACCACGCCGGCACGACUGAAAGCUGCCAGUACUGCGACCGCGCAUGUGCGCUGGGCGGCUGCUGCUUGGCCCGCUGCCACAACGCCGCCCACCUCUGGGCCCUGGGCUGGGCGGACCCCGUGGAGGGCGGCUCUCUGGUUCUGGAGGGGCUGACUGAGGGGCUGACACUGCCGUACCGACUGCCGGCACAGCACAGCAGCGAUGCCAGCUUCGUGAUGAUCGACGCGUCGCCAGGAAACCCCAACGGCACGCGCGUGUUUCUGUCGUACCGGCGGCUGCGUCCGCCGUACGAGUCGUUCGACUCGCAGCUAGAUAACUCUGUGCUCGUGCACCGCUACCUAUCUGGCGGCUCCCGAUUAGGCAACAUGGACACGCAGUUCCUCGCCAGGCUGGCGCCGCCGAGCCCGGUGGCGGCAGGCAGAGCGGCCGGCAGUGGCGGCUCGGGCAAUGGCAGUGGUGUUGCCGCGGUGUGGCGCGACGACACAACACGUCUGUGGGUGCAAGUGCUGGGCUCCGACGGCGCCGCUGCCGCUGUCACCGUUUGCCGAGCGCCGCUGCUGUCCACGGCAGUGGGCGCGGGCUCACCGGCGGCAACAGCCGGUGACGGCAGUGAUAGCAGUGGCAGUAGCAGUGGCAGUAGCAGUAGCAAUGGCGCCGCUUCGCCGCCCAGCAGCAGCUCAGCUGUAGACUGGUCAGCUUGCCAGCGGGCACAGCCGGAUCCAGCAUCUGUCCUGCAAACCAUGGGUAUGGCGCAGCGGCUGCCGGCAGCGCUGCAGCUGUCGGUGAUGGCGGCGCCGCCACCCGCGCCGCCACCCACGCCGCCACCCACGCCGCCACCCCGCCCGCGGCCCCAGGCGCAGGCAGCCGUGGCCGCUCCCGACGCAGUUGCUGCGCUACUACGCAGAGACGAUGGGUCGCCUCCGCUGUCGCCCGCGCCUGUGCCACUCUCGCCCUCGCUCUCACCGUCGCGCGCGCCCGGCUCCUCGCAAGCGGCCGAAGCGUCGCGGAGGGGCACUGGGCGGCGGAGAGGCGACGUGGCCGGCGCAUCCUCGCCUCCCGCGCCUCAACCCCCACCACUACCUUCAUCGCCUUCUCCUCCUGCACCAGUGCCAGCCCCGGACACAGGCGCCGCCGCCGCUCCUGCGCCGGGGCCGGCUGGCGGCGGCAGCAGUGGCAGGCGGAAGCGCCCACCGCCGCCCGCACCCGUGGAGUCCAGUGUUGGCAUGGGUGCCCGGCGGACGGCUGCGGCCGGAACACCGCCGGCUGCUGCUGCCUCCACUCGGCCUUCCGACAGCCGUGGCGUAAGGCGCCUGGCAGGGCAGGUGCCCUGGGGGCCCCGCACGUAGCAGGUGCGGUGCGGGUCGGUGCGUGCACGUGGCGGUGGCUGAUGGGGAUUUACUCUGCCCAGUGGAGCGGCGGUUACCGCGGCAGGGUCCGAUAGCAAUGCCAACGUACGAUGUCUCGUAAACUACAAUGCAAGUAACGGACUGUGAAAUGACAGAUGAACUGAACUAGCCAAGUAACGUGAUAUGACUGUUGGGCGUGUCUGGCAUGUCGAAUCGGCACGUCUUGGGGGCAGGGGAGGUGGGGCCUUCAUUCAGCUAGCAUGGCAGGUACGGAGCCGAGUACAGGUACCCACGGUACAGGCGUCACACACAUACGACAGGUGUAGCACACAAACGGUACAGGUGUAGCGCACACACAAGGUACAUACGUCGCAUAUGCACGGCACAUAACCUACAUACUUGAUGAACUUGGUUUGCACAACUUGUGUUGGUCCGGUGGUCUUGCGAACUCACUUCAAAGCAGGGGUGCUUCAAAGCAGUGUGUGGAUCGUAAGAUGGGCAGUAUGGAAGGAGGCAGAGGGCGUGGACACCGUGAGGUAGGGGACGUCAAUGGGGGGGGGGGGGGGGUUGUGCGCGUUCAGGGGUACACGGUGGACGUUCGGGACGUUCGUUGCAGAUGGGUGGGAGAGGACAGUUCGUGCGAGAUAUGUGCGGCAGGCACGCGGGGGCGCCUGAAAAGACAGAUGAGCCAGUGCGGACCGGAGGAGCGAGGGAGCAAGUUCAGAAAGGUCGAG